AGCGCCCUGGCUGCUCCGCUCCUCGGUCUGCGCGGCUUUAAGGUUCGCUGCUGGGCCGCCGACGGUGGUGCGUCAGACGCGAGUGGGGGAGAGGCGGGCCGGGAAAGGCCGGCCAGAAGCGGAACCAGGGAAACCGGGGGCGUUUGCUGCGUCGCGGUUGCGGCCGCUGCGAGAAACGGAGGGCUUCGCGGAGCUUCAGGUUCCCGGUGGUCGGAGCGAAGAAGCAAGUUCUGGAGGAGCUUGUCUGUAUUGUCAGCACUGGAGGAUGCCAAUAACACCCCCAUCUCAGCCAGCUAGAAAAAAUGUUACCUCUCCGUUAGAAAUACACCUGUAUGUGUGAAUGUAGUUUGCUGCUCAAAGUUCUUGGAGAAAGUCUCAGCGUCCGGCGCUCUUUGAAUGGCUGCUUGCUAAAGGAGGUGUCUUUGGAUGAUUCCAGCUGGAGACCUUGGGCUAUAGCUAGGUCCCUCCCAUCCCAUCCCUCCUCUCCUCUCCUCCCCUUCCCUCCCCUCCCCUCCCCCUCUUAAGGGUCCCCUUCCUGUACUCACUAAUGACUGCGUGGAUCAUCCUUCCCAUCAGCCUCUCUGCCUUCUCAAUCACUGGAAUAUGGAUCGUGUAUGCCAUGGCAGUAGUGAACCACCACGUGUGCCCUGUUGAGAACUGGUCAUACAACGAGUCUUGUUCUGCUGAUUCUACCAAACAUGGCUACCCCAAAAGCUGCUGCACCUUGGAAGAUAUCCCUUUGAUCAGUAAAUGUGGCACUUACCCUCCUGAGAGCUGUCUCUUCAGCCUUAUUGGAAACAUUGGAGCUUUCUUGGUGGCAGUCGUCUGCUUCCUGCGCUACGGGCAACUCCUAGAGCAGAGCCAAGCAUCCAGGGUGAACACGGCAGCCCUUGUCACGGGUUGCACCAACGCAGCUGGCCUUGUUGUGGUCGGGAAUUUUCAGGUGGAUUAUGCCAAGUCUCUUCACUACAUUGGAGCUGGAGUUGCCUUCCCAGCGGGUCUGCUUUUCGUCUGCCUCCAGUGCUUCCUCUCCUAUCACAUUGCUGUCUCUUCCCUGGACUUCUGGAUGGCACAUCUACGUGUUUUCCUCACCACUGUGGCCUUCAUCUCCCUUGUCCUCAGUGGCAUCUUCUUUAUCCAUGAGAGCUUCCUCCUACAGCACCUGGCUGCCAUCUGUGAAUGGGUCUUUGUCAUUGACAUCCUCGUUUUCUAUGGAACCUUCACCUACGAGUUUGGUGCCGUCUCCAACGAGACCCUAGUGGCUGCUCUGCAGCACUCAAAUGGCAGAGGCUGCAAGUCGCCAGGCAGCAGCAGCACCUCCACCCACCUGAACUGCCACCCAGAGAGCAUUGCCAUGAUAUGAGGGUGCCAGGAGAGAGGGCAGGUUCAUCCCAUCCUUUCUGCUACUGUGGCAGGCUGUCUUUGUUUCCCUGAAGGGGAAGAGGGCGUCAGCUCCGUCCUGACAAUUUUUAUACCAAGAUUGUUUUUUAAAGAAUAUAUUGCUGCCCACUCCCAGCCCCUCUGAGAAAUGGUCCAUCUUCCAAACAUACAGUGGAUCUCUUUGCCCAGCCUUGUGGCACUUUGCCUACCAGAGUCUGAUCUCCUGAUCGCUUGCCACCCUUCAGGGAGCGCCUCAGAGCCAAAAGGGUCCUCUGGCCAGCUUCAGAUAUUUGGGGUACCCAAGAACCCAGGCUCCUCUGGCAAAACUUGUGCCUCAUGGCCACCCCUUUUUUUGGGGGGGGGAAGAGUGUUUCUUAAGCUGCAGAAGGAAAUAUAUUAUGGGGGAAGCCCCCUGUGCUAGUGGAAACAUUCCUCAUCUUUUUCCAUGCCUUUUAAGAAAAUAAAUCUGAAGUGGUGGUAGGAUUUGGAACUGGGCAAGGGAGAGAGUACCCCCACCCACUAAACGUUUUCAUUCCUAAUAUACAGAGUUUUCAUCUCUUCAGCCCUGGAUAAAAUGGUUUGGUAUUUUUUAGAACUUUUUUAUAUCUUUAUCUAUAUAAAAUAUGUAUAAAAAGUUAUCAGA
Molecule: messenger RNA, 2023 nt
Organism: Python bivittatus (Burmese python)
Lineage: Eukaryota; Metazoa; Chordata; Lepidosauria; Squamata; Pythonidae
Gene: TMEM150A
Product: transmembrane protein 150A
Biological process (GO): protein localization to plasma membrane
Cellular component (GO): plasma membrane
Source: RefSeq, a predicted model, not a curated record